Molecule: messenger RNA, 3471 nt
Organism: Labrus bergylta (ballan wrasse)
Lineage: Eukaryota; Metazoa; Chordata; Actinopteri; Labriformes; Labridae
Source: RefSeq, a predicted model, not a curated record
AUGUAUAUCCUGGUUCCAAAAUACCAACACCAGGACAACCAUCAGGAACAACAACACCAGGACAACCAUCAGGAACAACAACACCAGGACAACCAUCAGGAACAACAGUACAAGGACCUGGACAACCAUCAGGUAGACCUGGACAACCAUCAGGUACAACAGUACAAGGACCUGGACAAACAUCGGGUACAACUGGAGGUGGAACUGGACAACCAUCAGGUACAACUGGAGGUGGAUCUGGACAACCAUCAGGUACAACUGGAGGUGGAUCUGGACAACCAUCAGGUACAACAGUACAAGGACCUGGACAACCAUCCGGUACAACUGGAGGUGGAUCUGGACAACCAUCAGGUACAACAGUACAAGGACCUGGACAACCAUCCGGUACAACUGGAGGUGGAUCUGGACAACCAUCAGGUACAACAGUACAAGGACCUGGACAACCACCCGGUACAACUGGAGGUGGAUCUGGACAACCAUCCGGUACAACUGGAGGUGGAUCUGGACAACCAUCAGGUACAACAGUACAAGGACCUGGACAACCAUCAGGUACAACUGGAGGUGGAUCUGGACAACCAUCAGUUACAACAGUACAAGGACCUGGACAACCAUCCGGUACAACUGGAGGUGGAUCUGGACAACCAUCCGGUACAACUGGAGGUGGAUCUGGACAACCAUCAGGUACAACUGGAGGUGGAUCUGGACAACCAUCAGGUACAACAGUACAAGGACCUGGACAACCAUCCGGUACAACUGGAGGUGGAUCUGGACAACCAUCAGGUACAACAGUACAAGGACCUGGACAACCAUCCGGUACAACUGGAGGUGGAUCUGGACAACCAUCAGGUACAACAGUACAAGGACCUGGACAACCAUCCGGUACAACUGGAGGUGGAUCUGGACAACCAUCAGGUACAACUGGAGGUGGAUCUGGACAACCAUCAGGUACAACAGUACAAGGACCUGGACAACCAUCCGGUACAACUGGAGGUGGAUCUGGACAACCAUCUGGUACAACAGUACAAGGACCUGGACAACCAUCCGGUACAACUGGAGGUGGAUCUGGACAACCAUCAGGUACAACUGGAGGUGGAUCUGGACAACCAUCAGGUACAACAGUACAAGGACCUGGACAACCAUCCGGUACAACUGGAGGUGGAUCUGGACAACCAUCAGGUACAACAGUACAAGGACCUGGACAACCAUCCGGUACAACUGGAGGUGGAUCUGGACAACCAUCCGGUACAACUGGAGGUGGAUCUGGACAACCAUCAGGUACAACUGGAGGUGGAUCUGGACAACCAUCAGGUACAACAGCACAAGGACCUGGACAACCAUCCGGUACAACUGGAGGUGGAUCUGGACAACCAUCAGGUACAACAGUACAAGGACCUGGACAACCAUCCGGUACAACUGGAGGUGGAUCUGGACAACCAUCCGGUACAACUGGAGGUGGAUCUGGACAACCAUCAGGUACAACUGGAGGUGGAUCUGGACAACCAUCAGGUACAACAGUACAAGGACCUGGACAACCAUCCGGUACAACUGGAGGUGGAUCUGGACAACCAUCAGGUACAACAGUACAAGGACCUGGACAACCAUCCGGUACAACUGGAGGUGGAUCUGGACAACCAUCAGGUACAACUGGAGGUGGAUCUGGACAACCAUCAGGUACAACAGUACAAGGACCUGGACAACCAUCAGGUACAACUGGAGGUGGAUCUGGACAACCAUCAGGUACAACAGUACAAGGACCUGGACAACCAUCCGGUACAACUAGAGGUGGAUCUGGACAACCAUCAGGUACAACUGGAGGUGGAUCUGGACAACCGUCCGGUACAACUGGAGGUGGAUCUGGACAACCAUCAGGUACAACUGGAGGUGGAUCUGGACAACCGUCCGGUACAACUGGAGGUGGAUCUGGACAACCAUCAGGUACAACUGGAGGUGGAUCUGGACAACCAUCAGGUACAACAGCACAAGGACCUGGACAACCAUCAGGUACAACUAGAGGUGGAUCUGGACAACCAUCAGGUACAACUGGAGGUGGAUCUGGACAACCGUCCGGUACAACUGGAGGUGGAUCUGGACAACCAUCAGGUACAACUGGAGGUGGAUCUGGACAACCAUCAGGUACAACAGUACAAGGACCUGGACAACCAUCCGGUACAACUGGAGGUGGAUCUGGACAACCAUCCGGUACAACUGGAGGUGGAUCUGGACAACCAUCAGGUACAACUGGAGGUGGAUCUGGACAACCAUCAGGUACAACAGUACAAGGACCUGGACAACCAUCCGGUACAACUGGAGGUGGAUCUGGACAACCAUCAGGUACAACUGGAGGUGGAUCUGGACAACCAUCAGGUACAACAGUACAAGGACCUGGACAACCAUCAGGUACAACUGGAGGUGGAUCUGGACAACCAUCAGGUACAACAGUACAAGGACCUGGACAACCAUCAGGUACAACUGGAGGUGGAUCUGGACAACCAUCAGGUACAACAGUACAAGGACCUGGACAACCAUCCGGUACAACUAGAGGUGGAUCUGGACAACCAUCAGGUACAACAGUACAAGGACCUGGACAACCAUCCGGUACAACUGGAGGUGGAUCUGGACAACCAUCCGGUACAACUGGAGGUGGAUCUGGACAACCAUCAGGUACAACUGGAGGUGGAUCUGGACAACCAUCAGGUACAACAGUACAAGGACCUGGACAACCAUCCGGUACAACUGGAGGUGGAUCUGGACAACCAUCAGGUACAACAGUACAAGGACCUGGACAACCAUCUGGUACAACUGGAGGUGGAUCUGGACAACCAUCAGGUACAACUGGAGGUGGAUCUGGACAACCAUCAGGUACAACAGUACAAGGACCUGGACAACCAUCUGGUACAACUGGAGGUGGAUCUGGACAACCAUCCGGUACAACAGUACAAGGACCUGGACAACCAUCCGGUACAACUGGAGGUGGAUCUGGACAACCAUCAGGUACAACUGGAAGUGGAUCUGGACAACCAUCAGGGUUUUGAAUACCAGGAGGUACCUGACCAGUGUUGUGGCACGUGUGUCCAGAAGAGCUGUGUCUUCAUCGCUCUUGACAAAUCAAGACAUGUAAUCGAGGGCACGGAGACAACUGACCUCAGCACUGUGCGCGGAGACUGUGAAAUCCACAGUAAGCAGGAGAUCAUCAAGGUGAACAACUGUGAGAGCAUGAAGCCAGUCAACAUGACAUACUGUGCUGGACACUGUGGAAGCAUGUCCAUGUAUUCUGCUGCAGCUAACGCCAUGAUGCAUCAGUGUGAGUGUUGCCAAGAAGACAAAACCAGUGAGGGAGAGGUGGAACUCGAAUGUGACGAUGGCACCACGGUCCCGCACAAAUACACCAUGGUGGAGAGCUGUCUGUGCAACAGAGCAGUGUGUGUAGGAGGAACAACCAUUGUUCCAGCGAAGCGCCGCAGGAGGCGUUGA